Papaver somniferum (opium poppy) is the source of this 1467-nucleotide messenger RNA. RefSeq names its product protein MAIN-LIKE 2-like. The transcript has 3 exons. The record is from RefSeq and is a predicted model, not a curated record. Bases 1 to 1467 code for a protein of 488 amino acids. NCBI's taxonomy places the organism in Eukaryota, Viridiplantae, Streptophyta, Magnoliopsida, Ranunculales, Papaveraceae.
AUGACGAUAACACCGGACGAUGUGAAGCAAAUUACUGACCUUGAAGUUGAAGGACAAUUAGUAUUUGAAGGUUUUAACAACAACAUGGCUUGGACUGACCUUUACGCUCUUCUUGAAGAAACACUUGGGUGGGGGAAAGAUGAAACUGAGAUGGAGUUUAAGUUGGUUGGUGGUUAUGACCCAAAUGAACCACAUAAACCAAAAAACCCGUUGAAAAAGCUAAUGUUGAAGAAUCUGAGGAAAAAGUUUAAAGGAACGUUCAAGAGGGAAAAGGAAGGUGAGGUGAUUGAUGAAAUAACAUUUAAGCGUACAGCCACAUCUUACUUGUUGUAUUCUCUUGGGACCGUAUUCUUUCCCGACAACUCGGGAAAUCGGGUGAAUGUUCAUUAUCUACAAUUGUUGAAGAAUUUGGACAACAUCAAAAAUUAUUCGUGGGCCACUGCCACCCUUGCAUAUCUACUUGAUAGCCUAAGAAAAGCCUCAAGGGUUGGAGCUACUGAAAUUGCCGGGAAUGUUGCGAUUCUAAUGGCAUGGGUUUAUCACCACUUUCCUAGCCUGGAACCUCCUACUAAUUGGGAACCACAUGAUUAUGUCCCUACGGGAAAGAAGUUCAUGUUCACUGGUAGACAACAAAGGUUCAAAGACAACAAGCUCAUUCGAAUGAGGGAGAAAAUAGAUGCUUUCACUGUUGAAGAUUUUAUCUUUGACCCUUAUGUGAGGAUCCACAAUGGAGUUGAUGCUCGUAGGUUCACAGAGACCGCAGGCUACAACGGACCAUUGUAUCAUCCCACAUGUUACGUUAUGACCAAUCCUCGUCGCAUUCUACGCCAAAUUGGUCAUAUUCAAGUAAGAGCUAUCAAGGAAAACUUUAAAUUAUCCAAGGAAGGAUCCGAAACAAAAGGCCCCACCAUUGUACUCAACUACCGCCCAACUCCGACGGUUGAUGCUUGGAACAAUCGCCAUGAAGAAAGAUACCAACUCGCAGUGGGAGAGGCAAUUCCUUGUAUCAACACGAAAGAAGCCGCUGCUGAUUACAUGACUUGGUAUACUUAUUUUGGUCAUCCAUAUGUGAUCAAUAAUGAUCUGGAGGCCCAGCAAACUAUUUUAAAGGCUGUAGCACAAAUGAAGGAAGUUCAUGAGACCAAAGAGAAAACGGGUCUAUUUGGUUUGUCUUGGAAGAAGCUAUACUUCAUCUCGAAAGAGCGAGGACAAGCUUUGGCAAAUAACAUGAUUUCAUGCAUACGUAGUAAUGAUGUGAUUAAAGCUCCUCAACAAAAGAUCUUGCAAGAGCAAAUAAGGAACUUGCAUAAUCCAAACAUGGAAGAAUUUUACGAGGGGUUGGUCAUGGAAGAACGAGGCUCAAAGAGGAGUAGAAACUCUCUUGGAGGUGUGAUUAGUAGCCGUCGUCAACCUUCACCUGGCAGCGAAGAGACAAAUGAUGAAGAGGAGGAGGGGGGUGGGCCAUAA